AUGGCCGAUUCAGCUAGGGUCAGAUCGAAGAGACGGAUGGAUGCCCACAGCUUGGGGGCUGCGCAGGUCCCCAGAGGUCCGGUUUUGGACAAUGAAAUUUUUUCUCAAAUGUUGCAAGAUGCUUUCAUUAGAAAUGCAGAACCUAUGUCAGUGGUCAUGCCUUGGGAGAAAGGAGUUGCAAAGACAAUCUUUUCAAAGGGGCCCAACGUCCUGAAGGUUCAGAAGCAGCAGUUGAGAAGUUGGGUUCAAGCCACUGACAACCUGUCGGAGGACGCAAUUGCAGCAGGACCGACAAUGGUUGGAGCCCCAAGUGCGACUUUGUCUGGAGCUCUGUUUGAGAAAGCCUUAUCGGUUGUAACUGACCAGAAUUUCUUGGAGAAACGACAGGAAGAUCUGGAUUUGGCAGUGGACAAAUGGUUCAGCAUCAUCAGGAUCAACCUUUUGGGGUCGGAGGUAGGCCAAACCAUCAUUGGACAUGGAGGCAACAUUCAAGAGCAAAAAUUGGGUGCCUAUGAAACGAUCGAAGCAAUCAUCGGUGUCAGAUCCAGGACAACAGCCAUAUCAAGGGCAAAUGCAUUGCUGAAAUUUUUCAGUUGGAGAGCAGACUUCACUGAGGAUGACGGCAAGCCGGUGACCGAGCAAGCCGCAUGGAGCUAUGUGGCAAAGCUCAGAGCAGAUGGGGUUGUUGCAUUGCACAGUUUAAUGGAGGACAAGGCGGCAAAUUUCAUUGACAGGGCGCUUGCAGCCUAUGCUCUCUUGGCCCUGUACGGCAGAUGUCGACACAGUGACCUGGCGUUUGUAGAUUGUGUGAUGCACGAUUUUGACUGGAAAGGUGGCUUCGUGGAAGUGUCGACAAGGUUGCACAAAACAGCCAAGAGCGCAACCCAGAAAUCCCAAUUACUUCCAAUAGUCAUCCCGGCAAUUGGAGUGACCGGUCAGGUUUGGGUGCAGGAGGCCAGUGAAGCUUUUUCAGCUUGUGGUUUGAACCUGGACGGCUCUAUCCAGGGACCGCUCUUUAGGCCCCACAUGGCAGCCGGUGGAGGGCUGUGCAAACGGGGCUUGACUUCGUCAGAGGUUACCAAGUUUUUGAGACUCCUUUUUGAGUGCAAUGACAACAAUGUUGAUGGGCCCCGGGUGUCGUCGCAUAGCCUCAAAGCUACUGCACUGUCAUGGGCCUCAAAAUUUGGAUUGCCCAUUCCCGACAAAGCAAUCUUGGGAAGACAUGCCAGCGCGACCACAGAAGCCCAUGCGAUCUAUUCGCGAGACCUCUCGGUAGCAUCUGUGAUGAAACUGCAAGACAUCAUUUUGCGGAUUUCGCGCUUGGAGUUUCAACCGGACAAUCCCCGCAGGGGGUACUUUGCUGAGGAAAACGCACCUUGCGCAGAGCCAGAUGCCAUUGAGUUGGUGAAGGUCGAAGAGGAUUCACCUGCCCAGGAGGGCGUUGAGAAUGAGAAAGAAAUGGACAAAGAGACCAUCUCUGACCACCAGAGUUCAAGUGGCUCUUCAUCUGAGGAGUCAUCAAGCUCAGAUGAGGAGGUAAGACCGCCUCCACCUAAGUGUUAUAGGCACACGGCCAAGGACCAUUUGGCGGGCCGCUUUGUGAGCCACAAAACAUCGAAGUUGGUCCACUAUAAGGACUCUGUGGUGGGUGAAUCGAAAGCUGUUGGCAAAGCCGUCUUGUCAUGCGGCCGGGUGCUGAACUCAAACUAUGACAUUGUCGUACAUUUCGACACAGAUUCUGUGAAUGCCCCUGACAGUUCAUCCAUCAAGAAGGUGCCCAAUGCUGAGCGUGAAAAGACCGAAGUCCAGGACAUGGUUGUAUCUUCGGCGUUGCAAGUCCAAGAGUCUCUGCAGCGCAGAGGCUUGGCCCUGGUCUUCGCGGACCUGGUUCAACAUGCAAAUUAUACCAGGUACCUCACUACGUUGUUCUCGCAUUUGCACAGGGAGCCCCCUGCAGGGUAUAGCCGAUGCUCAGUGAGUCAGAUCGUGGCCGCCGACAAACUGGUGUGGCAGGCUUUGUUGGAGGAAGGGGUGCAACCAAAGAGAGAUGAUGCAGGUGUGUUGGCAUUGGACACCAAGUUGCUCAGCACUUUGGAGAGCUAUCGAGUUUCAUUCAGUCUGCUUCCUUUGAUUGCCAAAAAGGAAGGUCCAGGGAACAUCCAGAAGAAGAACAAACCGCAGCAGCCUUGGUCGAGCGGAAAGGGUGCAGUGGCCACCACACAGAAACCUUGGUUGAAACAGAAAGGAGGCAAGAAAGGUGGCAAAUCCAAACAGCGUGUGCCAUCUCACAUAUUCAAGCUGGGAGGAACUGCCUCCAACCCAGAGGGGGAGCCCAUUUGUUUUGGAUUCAAUUCGGAGGGUGGUUGCUCCGAAGUAUUCUGCGGGAGCGCAAGGGUCACAGCCAGUCUGAAGGAGCUUGGUUUGGUUGAAUCCUUCGGCGUUGAUCACGAUGUUGACAAGGCGAUUGCAACUGUGAAGAGAUUGGAUUUGAAAAUCCCAGGACCAGUGCCGUUGAGAUCGCAUGAACUUCCAGAGGGUUUGACUGGUUUGAGAGGUAAGGAUCGUCGCAGAGAUCUGGGUCACUUGCCGAAGCUGAGGGCCGACUGGUUUAGCAAAUGGACAGCCAGGGCAAAGGAGCUUCAACCAGCAGAGAUGGAGAUGAAAGCGGGCAUGCCUGCACACAUAGCAAAUAUUUUGAAGCCAAAGCGGCUGCUUCUCUGGAAAGAAAUUUUGCUGGAUUUGGGAUAUCCAGAUGCAGAUGUGGUGUCAGAAUUGGCAAACGGUACUGAGCUUGUAGGGGAAGUUCCCACCUAUGGCAUCUUUGAGAAAACUUUCAAGCCAGCAGAAACAACGGUGGACAGUUUGUGCAAGGAGGCGAAAUCGAUCAAGCAGAAGCACUAUCAUAGCUGCAGGUCGUCAGGGGACAAAGAGAUAGAUGAGCUUGUUUGGAAGAAGACCCAAGAGGAAGUCGAGCUUGGAUGGGCAUCCGGCCCCAUUGAUAUAGCAAACCUGCCAGCUGAUGCAAUUGUAAGCCGACGUUUUGGACUCCGACAACCUGGGAAGAUACGCUUGAUAGAUGACUUGUCGGCUAGCAAUGUCAACCAGACGGUGCAAUGUGCAGAAUCACCCAAGCCGCAAUCAAUCGACUUCGUGGCUGCCCUGCUGUUGACACUACUGGGGUGGAAAUUUGCAGAAGAGGGUGAGAAAGCGACAUGCUUUGGUGAUGAUUUUUCAGCGCUGGGUGUACGCCUCAAUUUGGAGAAUGCGAACUUGGGAAAAGUCAGUUUCAUCAACACAGAGAAACGCAUUACAGAGCUGACCAGCGCCAUAGAGGAUAUCAUCAGGAAGGGUCGGAUGACUGUUUUGGAAUCGCAGAAGCUUAGAGGGAGAAUGCAGUUUGCAGAUGGACAAGUCUUUGGUCGUUUGGGAAAGUUGUGCAUGAAAGCCAUAACGCAACAUGCUUUUAAAGGUCGGGGUGAUAAACUUGAGAAACCGACGGUUGAUGCCUUGAGAAGAUUUGUGAUUUUUCUUAACCAUGCAGAGCCUCGAAGUUUGGAAUUGGCGUCCGACUCUGUUUGGACCAUUUACACCGAUGCAUGCUAUGAGCCUCAACGGACCGACUGGGUAUGUGGUCUGGGUGGGGUGCUUGUGAAUCCGCUUGGUGAAAAGGUGGCAUUCUUCUCAAUGGAGUUGUCAACAGAACAAAGGCGUGCGUUGGGUGCUGAGUUCAAAAAGACCAUCAUCUUUGAAGCGGAACUGCUGGCCAUGGUACUGGAUGUGGCAGAAACUGCGUUGCAAGCAUUUUGGUAG
This is a messenger RNA of Cladocopium goreaui, 3810 nucleotides long. The record is from the annotation of a GenBank genome assembly. Lineage: Eukaryota; Dinophyceae; Suessiales; Symbiodiniaceae.